Molecule: messenger RNA, 1743 nt
Organism: Ilex paraguariensis (yerba mate)
Lineage: Eukaryota; Viridiplantae; Streptophyta; Magnoliopsida; Aquifoliales; Aquifoliaceae
Source: the annotation of a GenBank genome assembly
AUGUUAACGAAAAUUACAGUGGAAGAUGCAUCAAAGAAGCAUUCAAUGCAUACUAGGUUGCUUUAUGGAGUUGCAUAUGGGCAUACCUGGUUUGGCAGAUGGGGCUACAAGUUCUGCCCCGGGAGCUCUGGAAUAUCUGAGUGCAAGUAUAACAGGGCAAUCGAGAACCUAAGCUCAAUCGCGCUUGAUGAGAUAAUCUGUAAUUUUGGUAACACGAAGCAAGGCCAAGAAAUCAAGCGAAUUGUUCAGUUUUACAGAGAUUUGAGUGAAACCCAAUUGACCACAGUCAGAGAUCUUCUCUGGUUCAUGCUUACUUUGAAUUUAUUAUCUCCUGCAGAGAGAAAAUCAACCAUGGGUGCCUCUGCAACUUCCUCUGCUCCACAGCCUUUAACCAGAACAGUGAAGGAUAUCUCAAAGCAGAAACAUGGUAAAUAUAGGGACUUUGCUACUUCAGUUGCUAGCAUAGAUAGCAGGUGGCCUGCAAGAAGAUUACAAUAUGCAGCACAAAGGAUUGUGGAUGUAUUGAGAGAAAAGAAAGGCAGCAAGCCUGGCAAUGGUGGAAUUUCUCGAAAGGAACUGCGUGAUGCAGCUCGGGUACAUGUUGGAGACACAGGAUUGCUAGAUUUCGUGAUGAAAUCACUGAAUAAAGUGAUUGUUGGUAACUAUCUUGUAAGUCGUGACUUUAAUUCCUCAACUGGGGUUUUGGAAUAUGCAAGUCAAGAACUUGCCAAUUGUGCUCAGGUCCCUGAAUUAGAACCUAAAAUGGUGCCCUGCCAAAAUCCAGCCUCAGCUCCUGGAACAUGUUCUGAUAUUUGCAAUGAUGUGGUUUAUCUGUAUAACCACGUUCUACUGCAUUGCCCGGGAUUGGACCUGGUUGAGUUGCCAAGUCACAUAGUUUUGGAGAGCAAUCACUUUGUGAAGCAGUGGCCAUUGAAGGAUGAAGAAGAUCAAUCGUUGAGAUUCCUCUGUCGAGUCGUGCCAAGUCUGUUUGAUUGUACUAGGCUUUUGCAGCCUGGGGAGUUUAUUAUGGUUCCACUGAAUGCUACAGUUGGUGAGCUAAAGGAAGCUGCCCAGAGUGCUCUGAGGGAUACUUACUGUAUUAUGGAGCAUUUUGAGGUACAUGAAGUUGAAGAUGUGGAGGAAAUGGAUAGAGAAAUGUCAAUAGAGGGAAUUCUUGAAGUUUGGGUUAGAGGUAGUGGAAUGGAUUGGGGUACUGAGUUGAUGUAUCAAGGUGGACCGAACAAUUGGACCGUAAGAUGCGAUUGUGGGGUUCAGGAGGAUGAUGGGAAAAGGAUGGUGGCUUGUGACAACUGUGACGUGUGGCAGCAUACCCACUGCGUCGGGAUUGAAAAUGAAGACACCAUUCCGUUGAUCUUCUUGUGUUCUAAGUGCUCUGCUUUACUUAUGCUGCCAAGAAUCGAUGCUGGCUUGGGGUCGGGGUCUUCUGAAUUUUCUGAUCCUCUGGUGCUUCCUCCAGCGGCUGAGCUUGGGACAGAAUUCCUGUUCUGAAGCUUGGUGGUUGAUGGAGAAUUGCAAUUUUGUAGGGUGUUGAUGCAUUUCUCCUGCAGAUUUUGUAAGAUACUUAGAAUAGGCAAAGAGAGAAGUAAAUGCAACUGUAAAUGAGUACUUUCAGUUGUUUCAUAGUUUUUUUUUUUUGGUGCUGCGUUUCUUAGUUGAGAAUGGGUUUACAGCAAGUAACUAUGUAAACUGUGUAGUUCAUGAAUAUUUUGCCAUUGGUAUACG